This is a messenger RNA of Triticum dicoccoides, 3658 nucleotides long. Its product is annotated as pentatricopeptide repeat-containing protein At4g21300-like. Gene Ontology annotation, molecular function: protein binding; RNA binding. The record is from RefSeq and is a predicted model, not a curated record. The transcript is spliced from 4 exons. Bases 407 to 2767 code for a protein of 786 amino acids. Gene Ontology annotation, biological process: RNA modification. Lineage: Eukaryota; Viridiplantae; Streptophyta; Magnoliopsida; Poales; Poaceae.
UCUCCCUCCCUAUUUCCUUCCGCUGGCGACCCACGCGCCGGCCGGCCGCCUCCCGCCCUCCUCUUCUUCUCGGCCGGCAACUGGAGUGGCCGCACGCCCAACACCCGCACCGGCACGCCGCGCGCCCGCUCCCGACGGCCCGAGGCUCUUCCUCCUCGGCUUCUGGGCGGUUGGAGCCGCACCGCCCGCACGCGGCACGCCCACGCUGACACGCCGCGCUCAACGCCCUAGAGCACUGCCUGGACCCCUAGUUUUGGUCAGGCAGCAAUGGCGAAAUAGCAGGCGACACGGUCUUUCUUUAAAAGCAAAUUUUGAUUCUAGCAUUGGUGGAAAAUGUGAAUCAAAGGCAUAAUAAUUUCUCUCUCGAGUGCUUCCUUUUUACAUAUCGGAAGUUUCUUCAGCUAGUAUGCAGUCUGUGUCAAAGUUCGUUAAGAUUAUAGUGCCGGCUAGGAGGCUAUCAGGAUCUAUCAGUGGUACAACUGUGGGUUCUAGUAAGAAGGUAUGCGGUGCUGAAAAGCUUGCUCUGCUGGUCCAAAGCUGUUCAGAUGUUUGGUCUCUAAAGAAGCUGCAUGCUCGUGUUUUGGCACACGGACUUGGCUGGGAUGCGAUCCUUGGAUCUAAGAUUCUUGGCUUGUAUGCACAUUUAGGCGCCUUGCCCGAUUCAAGGCUUGUUUUCCAGAGUAUCGUGAAUGGCGAUCUUGCCCUGUGGAAUUCUGCCAUGGUUGAUUAUUUCAGAGCUGGUUACUUGGAGGAAGUUAUUCUUUUGUACAGGAGAUUGAAGUUGCUUCAGUUUUGUUUGAAUGAGAAAGCUAUUACAUUUGGUUUGAAGAGCUGCACUCAGCUCAGGAAUUUGUUUUUGGGCAAAGGAUUGCAUGUAGAUUCGCUGAAGCUUGGCCUGAGUGGGGAUAAAUUUGUCGGUUCCUCGCUGAUUGGGUUAUACUCCAAGCUUGGCAAGAUUGAUGAUUCACAGCGAGUGUUUGAAGAGAUCUUUGAGAAGGAUAUUGUUGCUUACACUUCAAUGAUCUCUGGCUAUUCUGAUGUAGUGGAUUCGUCUGCGUGGAAUGCAUUCGAAAUUGCCAGUGAAAUGAUAAGGAAUAACUUGGAAGUAAACCGUGUGACACUGGUAAGCUUAUUGCAAGUUGCUGGGAAUUUGGAAGCCUUCCGACUGGGUAAAUCAAUGCACAGCUAUGCCAUAAGAAGAGGAAUUGGCGUCUCAGAUGAAGUCCUAGAGACAAGCCUUGUUGACAUGUAUGCUCGAUGUGGAGCUUAUCAAUUAGCAUAUGCUCUUUUGAACAAUUCGAAGGGAACCGUGGCUUCGUGGAACGCUGUGCUUUCUGGUCUUACUAGAACUCAAAAGAGUAGGGAUGCAAUCCAGUAUUUUUCUGUUAUGCUUCAUCAUCAUAAAGUAACUCCAGAUUCAGUAACCUUUGCAAAUGUGCUUUCUGCUUGUGCUGAAUUAUGCUAUUGUGGCUAUGCUGCUAGUAUUCAUGCCUACUUGAUCAGAAGAACUAUAGCCCUGGAUCUUGUUUUGGCCACUGCUCUUAUCGAGGUGUACUCCAAGUGCAAAAGAGUUGUGAGAUCCAGGCAUCUCUUUGAUCAACUGACGGUUAAGGAUGUAGUCUCCUAUAACGUGAUGAUACAUGGUUAUCUGCAAAACGGCCUGGCAGAUGAAGCCACCACAUUACUCAAUCACAUGAUGAAAGAAUGUAUUGCACCAAAUUCUGCAACUGUUGUUUGCCUGCUCGCAGCUUUUGCUGAUCAAAGGGAUUUAGUAAGAGGAAGGUGGAUUCACGGAUUUGCAAUUAGACAUGGCUUUUCUUCAGAUGUGGACAUUGCAAAUCAAAUUCUGCAUAUGUAUUCAAUUUGCAGAGAAAUUGUCGCAACAAAGAUUGUAUUUGACUCAUUGGAAAAGAAAACCUUGUUUUCAUGGACAGCCAUGAUGAAGGGGUACUUAUCUUUUGGGUGUGCAGAUGAGGUUGUUCGAUUAUGUCAAUUAAUGCAGCAAGACGGGGAGAAGCCCGAUUCUGUCACUCUUAUGUAUGCAGUUCAGGCUGUUUCUGAGCUUGGACAUCUGAAGGGUGUAAAAGAAAUUCAAUGCUUUGUUUACCAUGCCUCCAUGGAGAAAGAUACAAUUACCGCAAAUUCUUUGAUAACUGCAUAUGCUAAAUGUGGAAGGUUGGAUUUGUCAGAAGCUCUUUUCUUCAGUAUGGAACACAAAAACCUGGAUUCAUGGAAUGCGGUGAUCAGUGCUUAUGGGAUGCAUGGAUUUUAUCUUAAGGUUCUUGAAAUGUUUCAGCAAAUGGAAGAGGAAAAAAUUAAGCCUGAUGAGUUAACAUUCACUUCUGUGCUUUCUGCCUGCAGUCAUGCUGGCCUUGUUAAGGAGGGUUGGUGUAUUUUUCAGUCAAUGAUUUCGCUGUAUUCAGUUCAUCCACAAGAAGAGCACUAUGGUUGCAUAGUUGACUUAUUGGGUCGGGCAGGACAGUUAGAAGAAGGAUACAAGUUUAUAAAGCUAUUGUCGUUGACUGAUAAAUCAAGCAUGUAUUGUGCUCUCCUCUCUGCUUGCAGAACAUAUGGAAAUACACUGCUUGGGCAUAUUAUAAGCAAAGAGCUCCUUGAGCACGGACCACAGGACCCAGGUACUUGUGCUUUGAUUUCAGAAGUGUAUGUACAGGAAGGACAGUGGAAUGAAUCUGCUAAUUUAAGGGCUAGCGCUAACGGAAGCGAUUCAAAGAAACUUCCUGGCUCUAGUUUGAUGGAAUCAGUCUAGGAAGUAGGGAGGGUGUUUUGAAGCCCAAGCACACAUGCUCCUGCAAUCUGGGCUGCUGGAAAUCGAGUCGAGGUCUGUAGAGGAAGAUGGAGUUCUUGCUGGAUCCUGUUGACAGGGAGAUGCAACCAGGUUCCCUUUUCUUGAAGCGAUGGGGGAUGGUGAGACCCCGAUCGAUCCAUGUGAUACAGUCGACGCGAGCGUCGUCGGUGGAGCCGCAGCAGAGCCAUCAUCAGUAGGACUAUUGCAGAUGACAGGAGCGAUCCGCGAACAGCCGGCGAGAUUGGAAGGGGGCCCUGACUGUUGUCGCGGGAACGGCAGAAUCCAGUGACAAAAUUCCCUGAUUGGACGAAGAGAAUUAGAGCUGGUUCGGUUCCGCCAGAAAGGACCCAUUGUCCGAGCAGAGUAGGCACCCUGGAGAAAUCUACAGGGGGGUUCGCAGAGAAGAGAGAACCCGACAGAAAAUGUCAUCAAACCUGCUCUUGGCACCAGCUUCAACUCCUUGAGGCCUUGUUCGGUUGAGGUAGUUUUUGAAGGGGAAUGGCAGGGUUUGAGGGGGAUUAGAUCCCCUACAAGCCAAAAUCCUCUCCAAUCCACUCCAAUCCCCUUGGGAGGAGGAUUAAACGAACAAGGCCUGAGCGAGUUUUAUGACUUUUACAAUCUUUAUUCUUGGGAGAAUUAUUUUGGAAUCAGAUAUGGGAAAAGCAGGUCGAAUGACACAGAUGACAAAAUGCAUGCAGAAAGUAGCGUGUGUUUGUGUGGUGAGGAUGUCAACAAGUAUAUGCAACAAAACUGAUCUAGGGAGUAGGGGGUAGUUCUCUGAUGGUGCAUUUUGGCACGUUGAUUUUUUUCAGGGGAACCUGAGUGCCCAGAGCACACACUCAUGCUGGAAAU